Messenger RNA from Pocillopora verrucosa, 1104 nucleotides. RefSeq lists its product as uncharacterized. Lineage: Eukaryota; Metazoa; Cnidaria; Anthozoa; Scleractinia; Pocilloporidae. Gene Ontology annotation, molecular function: oligosaccharide binding. The record is from RefSeq and is a predicted model, not a curated record.
AUGAGGUCUUCUGUGGAUGGCCUUUUUCACCCAAAGGGUGUACCAGUGAGGGUCAUGAUCAAAGAAUUUCGUUCAAUUUUGGGUAUAUUGUGGAAAUUUAAUCUGAACUUAAUGGCCUGGCAAACUUCAUAUAUCACAGUAAUGAUUAUAAUUUCACGAGUGUUUUACAUUACUAGCCAUGAGUGCGGAACCGAUAUUUAUUCCUUUUAUCAAAUGAUGCUCAAAGGCCACACUUUUAAGUCAUUCCCAAUUCGACCAGGUUCGCUGGAUUGCAGAGAAGCUUGCCUCGCUGACAGCAGAUGCCAAAGUUAUAACGUAGUGUUCAAAGGCAUUUGUGAGUUAAAUAACAGAACUAGGGAGGCAAGGCCGGAGAAUUUUGUCAGAAACCGGGAAAGAUAUUAUAUGAAGAAAAGUUCAAAAAGAGAUACCCUUGGUUGGAGUCGCGACCGACCUGCCUAUUCUUGUAAACACAUCCUGAACUCUGGGAAUCAUAAAGGAGACGGGGAGUACUGGAUCGAUCCUGAGGAGAGUGGGACUCCUUUUAAAGCCUACUGUGACAUGACAACUAGCGGUGGAGGUUGGCUCGUUGUCUGCAAUGUUGUUUUCAACGGCUCCUCCGAUAUAUCAGUGACGUCAUCAUACCGCGGAAUUCAAAACUAUGACGAUCACAGUAAGAUGUGUCUUGGUAAAGAAGCCAUGAAACAAUUCCAAACCAUCUUGUCGUUCACUCAGCUGAGGUUCUACUGCAGAAAGCAAAAUACUGGGCGUACUUUUCACGUGGUCACGGCGGCUAACAGCAGUGGUCAAGCUGUGGUUCGGUACUUUAGCGAUCUGACUGAUGCGAUGCCCAAUGCCUGUGGCUCGUUCGUAAGAAUGGAUGAUGACGACUCGUUGCUAGCCGAAAACUGCCACAAAUGGGGGGAAGAGAAUGGAACUCACAUGGUAGGCAAAUGGGGACAUAGCAACGUCAAACAAAGAUUGUAUAAUCACGCCGCUUUCAUUGCAGGCCAUUAUCACUGGGUGAUACAAUCGAGUAGAUGGGAAUGCGAUGACUUCCGGGGUAACGUCUCCAUCGGUGAUUUUUGGAAAAUCUUUGUUCGUUAG